Messenger RNA from Echinococcus granulosus, 2397 nucleotides. RefSeq lists its product as hypothetical. The record is from RefSeq and is a predicted model, not a curated record. The transcript has a single exon. NCBI's taxonomy places the organism in Eukaryota, Metazoa, Platyhelminthes, Cestoda, Cyclophyllidea, Taeniidae. The coding region runs from base 1 to 2397 and encodes 798 amino acids.
AUGCCAAAUCUGUUCGAAUCGGCAGAACGAUUAUACAGGCGGAUAUCUGGAGGUAACCAACGCUUCAGUCGAAAAGCAGACUCCCGUUCAAACGAUGGAGCAGCUCUCUCCUCUGCCAAUCCCAUUAGCGGUGCGACAUCAGGGCCAUGGAAAAAUACUUCCUCCUGUGCCAACAGCUCAUCAAAUCUUGCUACCUCCACAAAAUCCGAGUCCAAUGAUGUAGGUUGGGUACCCCAUGUCCCGCCUCGUUUGCCACAGCCCCCCGGUGAGUUGACUGAAGUUUCCAGCCCAAGCGACAGCGGAGAAGGUGAAGGGUAUAAUUCAGCGUUAGCAAACCCCGCUGGGUCCCGAAAUCAACGCCUUCGACAAAGUUUACAACGCGCUAAGGCUGCAAACUUUGAAAUGCCAACUGAUUUUCAAAAUCGGUACCCUAGUGCUGAACACCUCUAUUCACAAAAUGCUGAAGCUUUUGGUGAUGAAGAAGAAAGCAAUGACCAAGACGAGGAGGAUGAAGGUGGGACCUAUGAUGACCCGGACAGAUGCAUUGCUGAUAAAUUAGGAAGGGAAGAAGGCAAUGAAUCAGAAAAUAUGACUUGUGCUUUUGCAUCAUCGCAAGUCUUGCAGUCAAGGGCUGGAAUCCGUUGGUCAUCUGACCCACCGCAACCACUGGUAAAUAUUCUGCCAAAAAUUCGACGUGGUCUUACUCCACCAAACACGGAAUUUGUGCGUGCAAUCUGUCAACGUCCGUCUUGUCGAUGUUUGCUUCGUGGACACGAUACACUAAUGCUAUUUCCACUUUUUGAUGCAGUACUUUGCGAAUCUACAUGGGAGAAGAUUAAGGAGAGUCAAUCAUUUACUGCCUCUUCUUCCUCCCGUUCAGCUGCUUACUUUCUGUCGCGUCUUCAGCAUGUUCAUUCCUCAGGUCCUUCGUCUGAAACUCAGGCAAAUUUGAUAAUGUUUCGACAGUGUCGAGGAUGGUACGAGGUAAUGAAUGAGAACCAUGAACCUGUACCUCAUUGGACCACCACAGAGGAGGUUCGAAUGGCUAAACCUCCAACAUUCCUUGUCCGCAGAGAUUUAAAGUGUCUGCUGGCCCCGUGUGAGCUCUGGAUACCUCACCAAAUCAGCGACUUUGUUGGAUCAAAUUCAAACUCCGCUGACAAUAAUAGUAGUGCACCCCCGCCAAUUCCCAUUUCUUCAAAGAUUGUAGUCGAAGCCGCAAAUCCCAGGACGAUAGCAGCAAGUACUCCCCAUAUUCUAAAGCCAGGAAUGCUAUUAUCCUACGUAGACUAUCUUCACGACUGUACUGUGAGUCGGGGAAAGAAGUUCAGGCAGAUUUCAUUGAUUCUCGCAGUGGAGAAGCAGCGUUCUCAGCGUCAGGCGGAGACCCCUUCUGCACCCAGAAGACUCUUCUACAUUGGUACGGAAGAUGCUUCAAGUCAGGCCGUAUUUCCUACCAAAUUGGCACUGAGUCCUAUAGCAGGUCCAGAAAAUAUUUCUGGUGUGCAUACACUUUCCUCAGUCCUAAGAAAAUUUCGACUCCCGCUGUCUAUUGUUCCUGUUGCUGUUCCCGAAAGAAAACUUCCUUUGAUAGGCAGCAAUAUAAGUAGUUUGAGCAAUGAAUCGGGCUCGACCAAUUAUGCCACAGCGCAGUCCUCAAAACCCGUGAAUAUCUUUCCAACAGUACCCGGAAUUGUCUUUACUGAACGCAGUUUUAUUCGUCUCCGGGGAUUGCUGCGUGGAGACAUUAUGAUUGUAGCACCGGUGGACGCCCCAGACCGAUUUUUCCUAAUCACCCCAACCCUGCUUCAAGAUCACCUCUUCCAAAUUGGAUUCACAGAAGACGACAGGUAUCAACGACUCGCCAUUGGACAUAAAAACCGAACUAUCAACUUUAUCUCAAUGGCACAUCCACGUGAGUCCCUUGAAUAUCUUCUCGUCUACCUCAAAAAUAUCACAAAUCGUCCACGAGUCAUAUCGUCAGGAGGCAAAAAUGAGAGUGAUGGACGAGAACUGUGGGAUCGGUUUAAGGCUGGAGUGUUGCAGACAUGCCAGAUUACUCCAGCAAUGGCAAAAGCGAUGUACGCCGAGAGUGGAAGGGAUCCCAGAACUGGACCUAAUUGUGAUUUAACUCCAGAGGAACUGGAACUCAUGUACGAUGAGAUGGAUGAUCUGUACUUUUUCACCCGAAAUGGUUAUUUUCCGCCAAAGUCACGACAAAGACGGUUAAGAUCAACUUCGGGAGUCCAACAACAGCCACAACUACAGCAACAAUUGUCGAUGACAUCAUCGAAAACAACCGCCAGUGGAAUGCCAGCAGAAGCUCUGAAAAAUUCAGCUAUUCCAAGUGCCGAGCAAUUGUUGGCUGCUAGUCUCAACAUCUCAACGUAUAAAUAA